Molecule: messenger RNA, 5520 nt
Organism: Guillardia theta CCMP2712
Lineage: Eukaryota; Cryptophyceae; Pyrenomonadales; Geminigeraceae
Exons: 24
Coding region: 1-5520 (1839 amino acids)
Biological process (GO): SCF-dependent proteasomal ubiquitin-dependent protein catabolic process
Cellular component (GO): SCF ubiquitin ligase complex
Molecular function (GO): protein binding
Source: RefSeq, a predicted model, not a curated record
AUGGGUGGAGGAUCAAGUAAGGCUGUAGGCAAGCCUACUGGGCAGGUUGGGACGAGAGAAAUCGGAAACCUUGAUGUUGCGGCCACCAACUUGCCCCGAGACUGGAACGAUGACUUUCAGCGAGGUCUUGAGAUGGUUGAGAAGGAGCAGUACUUGGAAGGAUAUACUCUGCUGGCUAACGUCAUUGCAGAUUUCAGAGAGAAGGCAGAUUAUUUCAAUAGAAUUAUAAUAUCAGAGCUGGCGCUCGUCAGUGAUGAGAAAACUUUCCUCCCUCGGGCGUUCAAGUCAAAUGACGACGCAAACUUCACAAUAUACGGGGUUCAAAACAUUGAGUUCAGGGUUGCAAAUGGUGGCCAAGGUUCAAAGUCAUGGGUUGAGCUUGGCAAUGAACUGAGGCACUCCAAGAACAUUCUGCAUUGCAGGUUGCACGACAAGAAUACUGGGCUGUCGCACAUAUGUGUGCCGCUCAUGAUGAUUCUAGAUUACAAAGGCUUUAGGACGCUGGCAGUGGCCAAGAUCACAGCUCAGACCAAGUACGUGCAUGGUUGGGAUCCAGUAUUAAAGGGUUUCGUGAUGGAAGAUUCAGACCUUCAGAGCUUGCUGGUGACUGUAGGAACAAUGCUCAACUUGUCAUAUCAUAAGCUCGGGGUUGGAUCCACUGCCGUGCUGUCUUCGAUGCAUGCCGGGAUUCGAUGUCUUGUCGAGCUGCAAGGCAUCAACCUCUUGAAGCGCAAGAAGAGGAUAUACUUCCUUGACUUGAAAGACUUGAUGCCUCCGGACCUUACAAAAGGGGCUCGAUGGAACCUUCAAAGCAAGACAGAUGGGCAUGUUGAAAUGAGUGAGAGAGUCAGGCCUGAAUACGUCAGGAGAUAUGAGAAGCCGCUGAGCCCGGAUAUUGGCAUUCCACCGCCUAACAGAAAGGCCAUCAAUCGAUACAUCCACGAGGGUAUAGAUCACAGUCUAUCUGAUCUUAAAAACGCUCUGCAACACCUCACAGUCGUCAAGUCAAUGGAGCUGAUCGACAGUUUGUCUCGAGACAUCCAAGACUUCCGAAGAGGGAAGGACUCUUUAACGGGGCUUGCAACUCAUGAUUUCAGAGGGCAACCGCUCAACUACGAUGAGAUCGACAUUCACCAGAGGAUCAUGUCAAACAUACACGCCGCUGGCUUCAAUAGGAGGAUGUUGGGAUUCCUGAGGUCCAAAGUGAAGGAACAAUCGUAUGAUCCAGCCAUCUUCGAGCUGCGAAAGAUGCUCCUCAACGAGAUGGUGAGCAGGGUGCUGAAGACUUCGAUCUACAAGGUUCUGCGCAUUGCAAGCGGGUUUUACGGUCAGAGCGGGAGCAUGCUCCAGGCAAUCAAAGCUCAAUUCAAUGUCGACAAGGAACAAAAGAUCACAGACGAGGAAGAUCCGCAUAGUCUGCCAGAGAUCAGCUCUCAGAUCACCAAAGCAAACGUGUUGUCGACAGAAACAUCCAAGGCCGCGCUUGUGGACUUCUUCGACACAGCCUUCUCACGGCAGUAUGUAGAAAAGAACCAUGCAGAGUUACGCGAAGAGCUUGAAGCUGUUGGCAUCGAGCCCACAAAGAUAGACGAAGUUCUCACCUUGUCUGCCAUGAUUGCAGAACUUCGCAGAGAGCGUAUGAAACGAUACCCUGAAGCAGUGAAAGCUGCGAUCGAGUCGCUCAAGGGCGAACUCGCACUGAUCAUCAAGGCUUCGGUGCCAGGAGCAAAGUGGAUGGCAGACAAGUACUCGAAUUUCAAAACUGCCAGAGCCGAAAAGUUGGCACAGAAGAAGGAGAUGGAAGCAAUCAAAGCAGAAAUCACAGACAAGCUAAUCAACACACCCUUGGACACUGACCCGUUCAGCAUCUACUGGCGACAAAGCAUGAAGAGUCUACUGAUCCGAAAGUUUGGCAAACUUUGCCUCUCGUCUUCAGAACUUAGGACUGACUGGUCAGUCAUUGACAACAUCGACGUGGCGGUGGUUGUGAGGAGAGUCGAGACGCUGACUGGCAUUCGGCUGUCGCGAGAAGGCCUGAAGAAAAUCUCUUCGAUCCAUGAGUUUCCUCUCACUCCUUCCUCUGUUGUGAGAUGGAACGAGAGAGACUUCGAUAGCAUCGGCCCUAAGACGAAAGGUCUAGGCCUGCUGCAGUCGGCCAGGGGAUGGCAGCUUCUUCACAAGUCUCGCUCAUUGGAUAAGAGUGAGGCAAAGGUACAAAUGCUUCAGAGCGCCUGCGACUGCUUUGAAGAAAUGCUGCUGCAUCACCCCAACGAUUGGAUCUCCAACUUUGAAUUUGGCUCUGCCCUCUAUGAGCUCGCCUGGACCCUUCCAACGUCUUCACGCUACUCACUCUUGCGAGCGGCUUAUCGUCGCUUCCGACACUCACACGUCGUGUGCCGAGCGUGGCUGCCAUCCAUGUUGAGGCUGGGAGAUUCCAUCUAUGCGAUGACGCUGAUGCGACAAGAUACCGACGUGGAGGAGGACUACGUCAAGCUUUGUGUGGAGGCAGGUGACAUCCUUGACCGCUCUCAAGAAUAUGCCAACAGAUGUGGAGCGUGGGCGGAUCAGGUCAAGGCUGAGGUGCUCAAGGCGGCUCAACUGUCGUGCGGGUUUCGGUCGGAGAGACUCUUCACGUUGGCGGGGGUGACGUUCAACGAGUGGAUCGCGUUGAGAGCAGACGAGGAAGCAGUUUCUCUCGCGUGGAUCCUCGAGAACCACGAAGAGCUCGGUCUGGUGCCAGCAGAUAUUUCAGCUCUUGUCAGUCUGGUGAAGCAGAUCGGGUCGAACCGCAAGAAAUCCAACUGGUUCAUGUCCUCCAAACAGCCCGAGCAAGCAGCGUCACCGUUGGAGCAUCUCUACUUCACCAACAAAUCGAUAUCCGAUGCAUGCAUUCUGUUGGUAAGUCGGCAAGCUUCUAUCGGCGAGAUCAGACACGUCGAUCUCUCGAACCUCUCCAACAUCACCUCUAGAUCACUCUCUGUGCUGUGCGAGGAGCACGGCGCUCAUUUCGAGAGCCUGAAGCUCAAAGCUGACAACAAGGUGCCGCCCUCGGAUAUCCUGUCGGUUGUGGAGCUCUGCGUUUCUGAAGGGAUUGGGUCCCUCACCCACCUUUCCUUGUAUGGAAUGAGCAACAUGAAGGAUGGGGAGUUUGCCGGUCUUGUAAGCCUCCUGCCCAACUCGCUCAAGUCUCUCAGCCUGCAGUUCUGCCUGACCCUGGAGGACAAGGAAGUCAUCGAGCUGGCGAAGCAGAAGACUGACUUGUUGGAGCUCAACCUCCGAGGGUGCGAGAAGAUCACAGACAACUCGAUCCUCGCUCUUGCUCAUCACUGCCUCUUCCUAGAGAAGUUGGAUUUCUCCUACUGCACCCAAGUCUCUGACGUUGGCCUGCGAGAGUUUGCGUACCGGACAAGACGGUUCUUGAAAGGCACCAAAGGCAUCCCGACCGGCGGUUUGUUCGACCACACUGACCCGACUCUCCUGCUUGCCGACCUGAUCAUCAAGAAUCGCAAGAAGAAGAAGAAAGCUGACGACGAAGAAGACCUGAUCUUUGAUACUGACAUUGCUGCCUCCGAUGACCCUGAAGCCGUUGCAGCCUUUGAGCUGGAACAGUCAAGAAUCAGACAGAUAGCCUUGUACAAAGCACAACAAGACCAGGAGGAGUUGAGAAAGAUUCUUCGAAACGCCGGGUUGACUCUGCCACAAAUCAAGCAGUUUCUUGCCGGAGGACGAGAUGACUUCGACGAGGACGAAGGCAUCGACUUGGACUCCAUCGCGAUCAAACUUGGGCUUGAGGAGCCUGCUCAACGAGAGAGACGGCUACGAGAGAAGGAGAAGAAGGACAAUGAAGAGAAAGAGAAGAAAGUUGUGGAGCAAUGCAGAGAGAUGGUCAAGAACGGACUUCGACCCUUCCAGAUCGCGAGAGAAUUGGAAAUCGACAUAUCCAUUGCAAACAAGGUGAAAGAAGAGUGGGACCUGCAGAAUAGGAAGUUUGUGACGCUGCAAGAGAUCCGGCAAGAGGACCUGUCAAAGUACGCCAUACAUCUCAAGAUACCUUAUUGCAAGGUCAAGAGAGUGCUUCUCAGAGAUGUCAACCCGCAGUCCAGGCUCUUUCUGCGGUCUCAGUUGUCGUCAGGAGGGACAGUGAAGAAUUCGGCGUACAAAGCGAUCAUGACGGAGUUGAACUUCGACUUGGACACUUCAUUCCCCAAGAUCAUGGACAAGUUUGACGUCAUGAAGAUAGAGCUGUGCGAGCGCCCGGAUAUAGGCCCUGCCAAGGCACUCGCUUACUACAAGGCUCCGAUGCCGCAAAAGAUCGACUAUCCCAUCAUCACCAAGAAAGUCCCUCUUUACGGCUCGUCGGGGUUUGUGCAGGGACAGCCUGUGGGGUACAUGCAGUUAGCGAUACGCGCGAUGAGUGGAGAAGAACACAAUGCAUGGAGGGAGUCCCUGGAAGUCUACGAGCAAAAUCGCGUGCGAACCACCGUGACAUCAAAGAUGGGAAGGAGCAUCCUCGACCGGACGAAAAUUGUCAGUGAGAAAGUCUUCGAGAGGGUGGUAGAAUAUGCGGUCACUCAAAUGCUCGAUUACUUUCAGGAUUACAAGAAGAUGCAUACACUGACUAUUUCUCGAUGCGUCAAAGUCACCGACUUCUCCGUCAUCGAGAUCGUUCGGUCUAUGCCCAACAUAGUCUGCUUGAACCUGGAAGGCUUGAGGGGCCUCACGGACAACGCUCUGAGGCACAUUGCAAGGCUCUGCCCCAACCUCAAGAAGCUUGAGCUGGAGGCUUGUGUGCGCAUCACCGACGGAGGCAUGAUGGAGGUCGCGUCGGGGUGUCACUUGAUCGAGAGCGUCACGCUCAACGAGUGCUCGGAGCUCACCGACGCCUCGAUCGCCUUCCUCGUCAACUUCGACUUGGAUUUCCGACUGAGAGAGAUCUCUUACACGGGGCUGGUCAAGACGACCGAAGAGUCCUUCGGGCAGAUCUGCGGAAGCUGUUCGAGUCUAGAGAGUCUGCAAGUGGCAGGGAGCAAACUGUAUCAAGAUGUCCAACUGGUGCAUCUGUCGCACACAUGCAUCCAGCUGCGCAAGCUUGACUUGAGCUGGUGUGAGAGCAUCACCGACUACGGCAUAAGUUGCGUGGCUCGAUCGUGCACGAAGCUGGAUGACGUCAGCCUGGCGUACUGUGACAAGAUCACCAACCAAGGGUUCUCUGAGUUGGCCCACCAUUGCGGUGGCAUCACAGACUUGGACCUGACAGGAUGCUUUGGUCUGGACGACCUGGCCAUGUCGGAGAUAUCGAGAUCGCUCUUCUUCCUGUCGCACCUGAACAUCUCCAACUGCGAGAACGUCACCAAGGACUCCCUCGUCCACAUUCGCGAUUGGGCUGAAGGGCUGACUCAGCUGGAGCUGUUGGGUUGUUCUGCCAUCGACAGGGUCGACAUGUUGCGGUUUGGGGAGAAGAUGAGAGGCAGGACCAAGGUUUGUUGGGAGCAGAGUGAAGAUGAUUUCAUAUUCACUUGA